AUGCGGGGAGCCAUCGAGGACAAACGAUCGCCGGGAGGGAUCAGGGGUGGGGGAGGAGCCAUGGACGCCGCCGGCGGCGCCGGUCCCGGGAAGCGAGGAGACGCUUGCCUGGCCGAGAUUCAGAGGCUCGAGAAAAACAGGGCCAACAGGAGGAAUCGCAUGGAGAAAGCCAGGAAGGACCGGGUGGCGGAGGAGGCACGGAACAUCGCGAACGGUAACCCUGGCGACGUCGAUUUCAUGGGAAUGAUCCAGGCGUUCCGAGACCAGAGGGUCGGGACGUCCGUGGGGCACGCUCCCGCUCGCGAAGGGAUGAAGAUCUGCAUCGCCAUUCGGAAGCGACCGACCAAUUCCAAGGAGCGGGCAAGGAAGGACCACGACGCGGUCUCGUGCUUCAACCCCGAGGUCACCGUGCACGACUGCAAGCUGCGCGUGGACGGGAUCAGCAAGUACCUGGACAGCGUCGGGUUCCGGUUCGACCACGCCUUCGGGGAAGACGUGCCCAACCAGCUGACCGGCUCGGGGAAGACGUACACCAUGGUCGGCAUACAGAAAAACGCGACGAGUGACCUGUUCGACCAGCUGGGGCAGAUGCCGGGCGGAGGGUCCCUGAGCGUGCACGUCAGCUUCUUCGAGAUAUACGGCGGGCGGUGCCAGGACCUGCUCAACCACCGGCAUCGAUGCGUGGUGAGGGAGGACGGGAAGGGCGAGGUGGUGAUCGCGGGUUUGCAGGAGAAGGAGGCCAUGGACGCGGAGGGGCUGGAGGAGUUCAUCGCCGACGGCAACCGCAACCGCACCACGCACGCCACGGAAAGCAACGACCAGAGCUCCAGAUCUCACGCCAUCUGCCAGAUCUGCGUGCGAGACGUCUCGAACGGCCGCUUGUACGGCAAGCUUAGCCUCAUCGACCUGGCCGGGUCGGAGAGGGGGGCGGACACCAAGAGCCACAACCGCCAGCGGAGGAUGGAGGGCGCGGACAUCAACAAGUCUCUGCUGGCCCUCAAGGAGUGCAUCCGCGCCCUCGACAGCGACAGCGUGCACGUGCCCUACCGAGCCUCCAAGCUGACGCUGGUCCUCAAGGACAGCUUCACCCGCAAGGCGGCCCGCACCGUCAUGAUCGCCACUGUGUCGCCGGGGGCCUCCGCAGCCGACCACACCAUCAACACCCUGCGCUACGCGGACAGGGUGAAGGAGAACAAGGUGGAGCAGUUCAAGCCCGUGGCGAACGCCGGGCCCGCCGGGGCCGGGGGCGGGGGCGGCGGCCGCGCGUCCCCCAUCGACCACCCGCCACCCCCGCCUUCCUCGGUCUCACCCACGCCUUGCGCCGGCGGCGGUAGCGCUAGCGCUAGCGCUAGCGCUGGUGGGGCAGCGGGGUAUUCUUCGCAGUCGAAGGCGUUGGAGGGGCGACAGGCGGCUUCCGCUGGGGGCGGCGGCUGCGGCGGGGGGGGGUUGGGUGUGCAGCGCAACCCAUCCGAGUUUAAGUCGCCGUCCAGUCAUAAAGCCGGCGUUGGUGCUGGAGAGAUGGCCCCGGAUUCAUCCUCCCGCUGGGCGGCGGCUCAGGCUAAGGUCGGGCCGGGCGGCGGGGGUCCCUCUGCUUCGGCUUCUGGGUCUGGGCUGGCCAUCCCAGCGAAGAAAGUCCCCUCGUACGGAGGGGGCCGCUACCAGAGGGGAUCUUCGGCAUCGGAUGGGAAACGAUCGUCGUUGCUGCAGCGUCCGACGUCAGAGUACGCGCAGGAGACGAGCAACUUGCGAGGUCUCAGGGGGAAAGGGGUCGGAGGCGGCGGCGGCGGCGGGGGGAGGGCGGAGGCGCCGACCCCCGAGAUGGCCGGGGGAGGCGGCGGGAUGGAGAGCGCGGGGUCGGACACGGCUUCUGCCGCGUCGGACAUCAACUACAUGCACGAGUCCCUGCGGCAGUACCACCCGGAGGAGGGGUGUGACGAGGAAGGGGAAGGAGGGGUAGUGGAACUCCACCACACUGUCCAGUCCCUGUUCGAGGAAGAGGAGGCGCUGUUGAACCUGCACAUGAACAUCAUCCAGGAGAACGCGGAACUGCUGACGGAGGAAGGACGGCUGCUGCAGCAGAUACAGGGGGACGACGUGAUCGACUACGACAUCGACGCCUACGCCACCCGCCUCAGCGAGAUCCUCGACCGAAAGAUGACUCUCAUGUCGUCGCUCCAGAAACGCCUCCGAAACUUCAGGGGCCACCUCGAGGCGGAGGAGAAGGCGAGCGUCAAGGUUCGGGACCUGCACGUCCCUCAGUACUAACCGGUUUGCGAGGAAUAGGUGCCGGUUCGGGAGCUGCACGACCGUCACUGCUGCUAGCAGCUUACCGGUGUUGCGGCGGAAUAGACGCCUGUUCGGGAGCUGCACGUCCCUAAGUACUACGAACAGUUGACCGGUUUGCGGUGGAAUAGGUGCCGGUUCUGGAACUUCACGUCCCUCAAAACUAGCAGCUGCAGCUGACUGUGCGGCCGGUUCGCGGCGGAAUAGGUACCGAUUGGCGUGCGUGUGGGUUGUUUUCGGAGGCGAAACAGUAGUAUUUUCCUGUGCUACAUACGGUUAUGGGCUUAUGUUGGCCGGGGACUAGAGACGCAGCAGAGGCGAAAGCGGUGGUGCUCGGCGGGUUGUGCGAGCGAACCCUACCCGUCCACGGUCGCACAUCGGUGAUGCGUGAAGCGCUGCUGGGUUUUGCUCUUCCCAGGAAUGCCACUUCUUGUCGGCGGUCCUUUUUUUUCGAUGUAUGAUCUUCUGGAAGACUGGCUCCCCCCGGCGCCGCAGGGCACACGUCCUCCUUUUGUGGGGCGUAGGGUCAGUGGUGCCGGCACUAGCCAAGAAAGAGAGACGUCAGGCAACGCAGCCGCUGUAUCUACGGAAGCGCUUGUGUAGAAAUUUUCUCCUUGUUUUGUUCUUGGUGCGUCAACGUGGGGGAGGACCGGCGGCGGCGGCGGCGGUGGCCAAACGUCUGGCACUUCCCUGCGCCAAGUGCGUCCCCGCCCACCGCGUCUACCUUCGGCACGUACUCGUAAGCUUCUUGGAGGGGCUUGCUGUGUGUGUGUAUGUGUUUGUGUUUGCGACGUGACUUGCCUAUUUCGUGUGGCGUGUGCUCGGGCAGGAGGACAGAGUCAGCUGGCGCUUUUUUUUUUUUUUUCUUCGUCGGUUCCGAGCCUUUUUUCACACCGUUCCGUAUCGGCCGCAUGCAAGAGGGGGAGGCUGAAAGUGCGGCGGUUGCCGGCCGCCCCAGUGGAUGCGUUAGGUCAUUAUUGUUUGUUUGGAUUCGUUAGUAUAAAUGCCUGAUAACUUGACGUUAGUGGUUUCGACAAACUUGUCCUCGCCUGUGUCUCUGCUCACUUUUUGCGGCCGCAGUUGAGGGGGAGGUCUCUUGGAUGCAUGCACGACUGCCCGGUGCGGGGUGCUGAUGUCGUUGCUACCGCUGCUUGUUGUUACUACUGUUGUUGAUGAUGAUGAUGAUGAUGUUGAUGUUGUUCGAGCGUAUGCACCACGUUGGUUGACGUACGUUAUCAGCUGAAUCUAGUUAUUGUAUCUCUCUUCUUGCUGUUCUUUGCUCUUGUUGCGUGUGUGUGACCCGCUACUAUUGAGCGAUGUUCUGUAGUCGGCGUAGAGGAAGGGGCUGACAUGAGGCCGCGGAUUGGAUGUUUUUUGUUUUUGCGAGGGGGAGGAUGUGCUGUGCAUCACAGUAGUAGUGUUCUCCUGGCCCGGUGUGAACAAAUGCAGCGGAAAAUUCGAAACAACUGAUGCUCGGCGCGGUGGGGAGGCGUUGGAAAACGGGGGUUCUGGCAUGUCUACAGCUUAACGUUCUGUCAGGUAGUUUGUUUGGUUUUCGGUCUGACACACCUGUCGCGCGUGCAAGGUUUCUUAAAUUCUCCUCUAUCGAUUAUACACUAGUUUUAUCACAGUAGUAAAGAGAGAGACUGGACUUUACUGCUUUCGAUAGGUUUGUCCAGCUGGCUCUUAUCGCAGGCAUUGAACGCUUUGCAAUCAGAGCGGCUGUGGUUGUGCCUGCCCGGCUGCGCUGUUAUGCCUGCCAAAGUCCUAGUUUUUUCCCGCGCCGUUUUCGUUUCUGCGGCAGUCGUUGCGGAAAGUAUUCGCGAUCUAUCUCACCCCCUGCGGGUACGUUCGCUUGUGUCUCUGCCCUGUGCUUAUACCUCUUUUGGAACAGCAGCAGUGCUGUACCCGUUCCGCGUGGCAACAGACACGAGGGAGUGCUCCCAAGCGCAUAGACUUGUGAGCAAACCCUCGACCGUCAGAGUGAAAGCACCGCGCUGCUGCUGCUGCAUGCGGGCUUUUGGGUGGUGCUAUCGACGGGACCUGUGUAGUCGGUCUCGGCCUAGAAAGAAGUGCACCCUUUGGGCAUGAGUGUGAGUCUCUUGGACUGGUGUGGCUUUUGGGACACAGCAUUGCUUGGGACGACGGGUGCGUGGUGCGCAGGUUAAACGAUUUGUUGGGGUCACGGUUAAUGAUGGCCUCCGUCGCCAGAUUUUCUUGGGGGACUUCGACAGCACGUACGUGUGGUGGUUGAGAAGAAGGUCGAUUUUGUUUUUUGUUCAAGGUUCGCGAUGCGGAGUGACAAAUGUAUGAUGAUUUGGUGCUCGCUUGUCUCCAUCGCGCUCUCGCGUUGCUUGCGUGCAGCACGCGAGGUGUCGAUUGACGGGCGUCCCGGUUUUGUCUUUUGAGAACGCUCCUGCUCUUAACCUUUGUAAGGGUCUUGACCUUUUUUUUUCUUCUCUUGGGCUUGUUGUGGCUUUGGCGUCGCUUCUGCUGCUGCUGCUGCUGCUGCUGCUUUCGUUGCAUGUCGACAUGAAGAACCCUAUGAUU
This is a messenger RNA of Ectocarpus siliculosus, 4833 nucleotides long. The record is from the annotation of a GenBank genome assembly. NCBI's taxonomy places the organism in Eukaryota, Phaeophyceae, Ectocarpales, Ectocarpaceae.